AUGAAUUCCGUCCAACCACAAUAUAUCACCAUAACAAGUUAUAAUAAGCCAGCUGUUGUCAAUGUUACAAAUAAGUUUGUUAAUACAGUUGACGAAUACACCAUUGCAUCUUAUGAAUCAAAAACACUAACAUUCGCAAAUACUAUGAACCUUUAUAUAACUGAAUUGACUUCUAAAAUCGUGCAUAUCGUCUCAGAUGAAGAUAUAACAGUCAAUAGUUUUUAUAUAUAUCAUUCUGCAUUGGCUUCAACAUUAGUUUUACCGAGUCAUCUAUACGAUAAGGAUUAUGUUGUCGCUGCGUAUGAUCGAUACGCUUUCAUCAAACUAUUAAUAAUCGCUAAGUACGCCGACACACAUCUUAAUAUCAGUUUCCCAGUGAGUACUUACUAUUCUGGUGAAUAUUAUUCAAGAAGUAAAAAUUUGUCUAUUACUUUACAAUCUUCGCAAGGAUUUCAUUUAAAAACGAACAAACAGAUACCUGGCGCUAUUGUCUAUUCCGAUAAAGAUGUUGGAGUUUUGGCUGGUAAUGAAUGUGCAUUUAUACCUAGUAGUACGGGUAGAUGUGAUAGUACACAAGAAUUUCAUUUACCUAUUACGCGUCUUGGUAAAAAUUAUAUUAUAUCGACGUUCGCUGAUAGAACAGCUGGUGAUAUAUAUCGUGUUUUCGGUGGUCAUAAUAAUACGACAGUAAGUGUUAAAGUAACAUCUCAAAAUUAUCAACUGUCUCGAGGAGAUUUUGUAGAAUUUGAAUUAAACAGCGGUAAUAGUUCGUAUGUUACAUGCGAUAAGCCAUGCUUAGUUACUCAAUUCGCGAAAGGAAGCCGAGUAGAUAAUACUAAAAGCGAUCCAUUCAUGACAUUUGUACCAGCAAUAGAACAAUAUAGUCGAGAUUACAAUACAUUUUUGCCGUCUCUUCUUACAAAUGUACGAACUGAUCGAAAUUAUGCGUUGAUUACUAUACAAGACAAAUAUAAGAACGGAUUGAUGCUAAACGGAGUAAUACUACAAGAUAUUACCUGGCGACAAAUCCUUACAAAUACUGUUAACGAAACUUAUGUUACUGCAUCUGUUCCUGUUACAAUUGGCGGAAUAAGAAUAACUCAUAACGAUUCUAACGCAUUAUACGGAUUAAUUAACUACGGCUGGAGUCAAAAUUACGCGGGAUACGGUCACUUAGGCGGUAUACGAAUUGUUAAAAUCUAUCCAUAUGCGCCGCGAAUCAUUGAAAAAUCCUCAAACAUAUAUGUGUAUGAAGGUAACAUGACGGUAUUAGAGUGUAACGCGACAAGCUCGCCGAUAUCUACUAUUACUUGGUUAAAAGAUGGAAUCCCUGUUAUAAAUUAUGAGAAUACGACAAUAGUCGAAGGUUUCUAUAUUUAUAGUCGUUUAGUUAUUACAGAAACGUUUAUACACGAUAUGGGGAAUUAUCAAUGCGAAUACGUUAACACAGUUGGAUCAAUAAGAAGUAAUAACACAUCGAUAAAAGUAAUCGUAUAUCCUGUAAUUACGCAACAUCCACAAAACGCCGACGUUAUCUAUGGUAACACUCUGAUUUUACAUUGUAAUGGAAAAAGUAAUCCUAUAUCUAACAUUACGUGGCUCAAAAACGGAUAUCCGAUAUCGAAUUACGAUAAUGUUACAUCGAUUGAUAACAUUCACAUAUAUAGUCGUAUCACUAUUAGAGAAGCAACUGUACGUGAUAGAGGAUUCUACCGAUGUCGUUAUAGCAAUACAGAAGGAACGGCUAUAAGUAAAGAUGCAAUUGUGACUGUUUACGAUUCGAAAGUUGAGAAAAGUUCGGGACGAGAGUUUUUUGUGGGUUAUCCAAGAAUGAAUACCAGGCAAUCAUAUUAUCUUACCCUAACAAGUUAUAAUAAGCCAGCUGCUGUCAAUGUUACAAAUAAGUUUCUUAAUACGGUUAAUGAAUACACUAUUGCAUCGUAUGAAUCAAAAACACUAACAAUUGCAAGUACUAUGCUUAUUUUUAAUUCUGAAUUGACUUCUAAAAUCUUUCAUAUCGUCUCAGAUGAAGAUAUAACAGUUAGUAGUUUUUAUAUAUAUGCUUCUGUAUUGGCUUCAACAUUAGUUUUACCGAGUCAUCUAUACGAUAAGAAUUAUGUUGUCGCUGCGUAUAAACCAUACUCUAACAUCAAACUAUUAAUAAUCGCUAAGUACGCCGACACACAUCUUAAUAUCAGUUUCCCAGUGAGUACUUCCUAUUCUGGUCAAUAUUAUUCAAGAAGUAGAAAUUUGUCUAUUACUUUACAAUCUUCGCAAGGAUUUCAUUUAAAAACGGACAAAGACAUAUCUGGCGCUAUUAUCUAUUCCGAUAAAGAUGUUGGAGUUUUGGCUGGUAAUGAAUGUACACGUAUACCUAGUAGUACGGGUAGAUGUAGUAGUGCACAAGAAUUUCAUUUACCUAUUACGCGUCUUGGUAAAAACUAUAUUAUAUCGACGUUCGCUGAUAGAACAGCUGGUGAUGUAUAUCGUGUUUUCGGUGGUCAUGAUAAUACGACAGUAAGUGUUAAAGUAACAUCUCAAAAUUAUCAACUGUCUCGAGGAGAUUUUGUAGAAUUUGAGUUAAACAGCGGUAAUAGUUCGUAUGUUACAUGCGAUAAGCCAUGCUUAGUUACUCAAUUCGCGAAAGGAAGCCGAGCAGAUAAUACUGAAAGCGAUCCAUUCACGACAUUUGUACCAGCAAUAGAACAAUACAGUCGAGAUUACAAUAUAUUCUUGCCGUCUGCUCUUACAAAUGUACGAAGUGAUCGAAAUUAUGCGUUGAUUACUAUACAAGACAAAUAUAAGAACGGAUUGAUGCUAAACGGAAUAAUACUACAAGAUAUUACCUGGCGACAAAUCCUUACAAAUACAGUUAACGAAACUUAUGUUACUGCAUCUGUUCCUGUUACAAUUGGCGGAAUAAGAAUAACUCAUAACGAUUCUAACGCAUUAUACGGAUUAAUUAACUACGGCUGGAGUCAAAAUCUCGCGGGAUACGGUCACUUAGGCGGUAUACGAAUUGUUAAAAUCUAUCCAUGUAAGUUACUAUCAUAA
Molecule: messenger RNA, 3054 nt
Organism: Trichoplax adhaerens
Lineage: Eukaryota; Metazoa; Placozoa; Uniplacotomia; Trichoplacea; Trichoplacidae
Exons: 4
Coding region: 1-3054 (1017 amino acids)
Source: RefSeq, a predicted model, not a curated record